Molecule: messenger RNA, 3821 nt
Organism: Ochotona princeps (American pika)
Lineage: Eukaryota; Metazoa; Chordata; Mammalia; Lagomorpha; Ochotonidae
Gene: EFCAB6
Product: EF-hand calcium binding domain 6
Exons: 23
Coding region: 125-3604 (1159 amino acids)
Cellular component (GO): nucleoplasm
Molecular function (GO): calcium ion binding
Source: RefSeq, a predicted model, not a curated record
AAAGAUUGAGAAAGCCCUCAGCGCGGGGGACCCCUCCAAAGGUGGCUACGUCUCUCUCAAUUACCUCAAGAUUGUCCUUGACACCUUCGUAUACCAAUUACCAAGAAGGAUUUUUAUCCAGUUAAUGAAAAGGUUUGGACUUAAAACCACCAGUAAAAUCAACUGGAAACAGUUCCUGACAUCCUUUAAUGAGCCUCGGGGGUUAGAAGGCAACAAUGUGGUACCUGUGGCAAAAAAAAAUGGCGUCUGCUCCAGGAGCCAAGGCCACAAGGAGCCCAACAUUGUGAAGCUGCUGAGGCUUGCCGAGGACCACUGCGGGGCGCUGAGGAAGGUGCUGCAGGCCAUGAAGAAGGUGACGAGGGAGGAGCUGCGACACAUGCUGAACUGCACAGUGGUGAAGUUAAAUGACUCGGAGUUCAGGGAGCUGAUGCAGGUGCUCGACCCACGGGGCAGCGGCAUGGUCAGUGUGAGCAGGUUCACCGAGCUGCUGGAGGAGAAGCCCACGAUGAAGAAACUGUCCCCCGCUUCGGACACGAUGACGCCUCCCCCACUGGCCUGGGACUCGGUGGAAGAGAUUGUUCAUGAUGCGCUUGCUAGGAACCUGCCAGCUUUUUACAAAAUGCUGCAGUCCUACGACCUUGCAGACACAGGGCUCAUUGGGCGAAAUAAUUUCAAGAAAGUCAUGCAAAUAUUCUGCCCAUUUUUAACGAAUGAACAUAUAAUAAAGCUCUCCAGUAGGUUCCAGGAGACCGGCUCGGGCAGGGUCUUCUACAAGAAGCUGCUGCAGUACCUAGACCUCCACAGCCCCCCGAGCGGCUCUCCGGCCCUCACGCCCCAGGCGCAGCCAUUGAGCAGGGGACCCCCUGAUGGAGAGGUGCAACAGUCGCUGGAUGCCCCCAAGAGAACCAGGCCAGCCGAGGAUGAGAGCUCCCGGAGCAGGUACCUGACCAAGGAGGAGGCCAUUGAGAAGCUCAGGUGCUGCAUCCAGGAGCGGGACCCCACCUUCCGGAGACACUUCCUGGACGUGAGCAAGGAGCCCCACAGGAAAAUCAGCCUGCGUGAGUUCAAGAAGGUGCUGGAGGACAGUGGCAUGCCCAUGACCGAAGAGCAGUAUGCGCUGCUGGCUGCCAAAAUCGGUUACAGGAAGGAAGGGAUGAGCUACAUGGACUUCACAGCAGGGUUUGAAGAUGCUGCCGUACCUGGGCCCAAAUCACUUCUGGCUCAGACGCCCACACCUGCUCACACUCCCCCGAGCACCCACUUUGUCACCGCUGAGGAGUGCCUGCAGCUUUUCCCCAAGAGGUUAGCCGAGUCCUUCCAGGACUCCUACUCCGCCUUCUUCAAGAUGGACACAGACCGGGAUGGCAUCAUCAGCAUGCAUGACCUGCAGAGGCUGCUCUUGCACCUGCUGUUCAACCUCAAAGACACCGAGUUUGAGCGCUUCCUGGGCCUCCUGGGCCUGAGGCUCGGUGUCACCUUAAAUUUCCGGGAGUUCCGCGGCUUGUUUGAGCAGACCCCGCUCCAGACGGAUGAGGCCCCACAAAGGUUCACUAGGCUCAAGCAAAAGUUGGCUGAUUCAGAACUAGCCUGCGAACAAGCACAUCAGUACCUCGUUACCAAAGCCAAGAACAGAUGGGCUGACUUGUCCAAGAACUUCAUUGAGACCGACAGUGAGGGCAAUGGCAUCCUCCGGCGGCGGGACAUCAAGAAUGCACUGUAUGGCUUCGACAUUCCCCUGACGCCACGAGAAUUUGAGAAGCUGUGGCAGAGCUAUGACACAGAAGGAAGAGGACACAUCACCUACCAGGAAUUCCUACAGAAGUUGGGAGUUGCCUAUUCACCUGCCAUCCAUCGGCCCUUCGCGGAAGAUUAUUUCAACUUCAUGGGCCAUUUCACCAAGCCCCAGCAGGUGCAGGAGGAGAUGCGGGAGCUGCAGCAGACCCAUGAGGCUGAGAAGCCCAGGGCGGCCAGGGAGAAGCUCCUGGCUCACUACGAAGACAUCAGCAAAGCUCUCGCCCAAGAGGAGAAGUCCAGAAGCGGCUCCAUCUCCAUGUGCAGGCUGCAGAAGGUGCUGCGAGAGUGUGGCUGCCCGCUCAAGGAGGAGGAGCUGGCCAGUCUCCUCGACAGCUGGGGAGUGAGCUGGCAGGACCGUUCCAUCAACCAUGCCGACUUCCUGGGAGCGUUGGAGAGCAGCAAGCUGAGGCCAGAGCCACCACCCAUGGAGAAAGGCCAGGGUGAGCCACCCGACUUCUCCACAGUGGCCCUCUCGGACGUAGUGAGGAACAUCCAGGAAGUAGUGGGCGCUUCCCAGGCGGCCCUGUCACAGGCCUUUGCUGCGCUGGACGCAGAGGACACAGGGUUUUUGAAAGCCAUGGAGUUCGGGGACGUGCUCAAGGCGUUCUGCCCCAAGCUGACGGACAGCCAAUACCACUACUUGCUGAGGAAGCUGAGGCUCCACCUGACGCCCCACAUCCACUGGAAGUACUUCCUGGAGAACUUCGGCUCCUUCCUGGAGGAGACGGCUGAUGAGUGGGCAGAGAAGAUGCCCAAAGGCCCGCCGCCCCCCGUCCCAAGGGACCCGAGCAUCAGAGAGACCCUGGUGCGGCUCCACAAAGCGGUGGCUGCCUGCGUCCAUGCCAUCACCCAGGAGUUUGAGAACUUUGACACCAUGAAGACCAGCACUGUCUCCAGGGAUGAGUUCCGGGCUGUGUGCACUCGCCACAUCCAGAUCCUGACGGACGAGCAGUUUGACAGGCUCUGGAGCGAGAUGCCCGUCAACGCCAAGGGCAGGCUCAAGUACCUGGACUUCCUGAACCGGUUCAGCUCGGAGCAAGUGUCCACCCCAGCCGCCACGGGUGACUCAACCAGGGCCCAGAGAGGCAGCAGCGUCCCCGAGAGCUGGGAAGGAACCGGAGUGGCCGCAUCUUCGCCCACCCGGGACCCGAGAGCGGGAGUGCGGUCACAGUGCCACUCGGGCGCGGCCCCGAGUGCAGUGGCCACGCCGGACUCCCCCCCGCUACAGAACUGUGAGCCCAUCGAGAGCAAACUGCGGAAGAAGCUGCAUGGCUGCUGGCGGGAGCUGCUGCGGGAGUGCAAGGAGCGGGACGUGAAUAGGCACGGCGAGAUCACCGCAGCUGACUUCCUGGCACUGGCCGACAGCUUCGGCCUGGACCUCAACACGGAGGAGAGCCACCGGCUGCUGCUCAAGUACGACCUGCACGGCCACGGCCGCUUCGCCUACCCUGCCUUUCUGCAGAGCUGCGUGCUGCUGCUGCAGGCCAAGGAGACCUCGCUGCUGCAGCGCCUCAGGAUCCAGAACGCGCACAAGAUGAAAGAAGCGGGUGCGGAGACAGCCUCCUUCUACUCAGCCCUGCUGCGCAUCCAGCCCCAGAUCCUGCACUGCUGGCGGCCGAUGAGGCGCACAUUCAAGGCCUACGACGAGAGCGGCUCAGGGCUCCUCAGCGUGGCCGACUUCAGGAAGGUGCUGCGGCAGUAUAGCAUCAACCUGUCAGAGGAGGAGUUCUUCCACAUCUUGGAGUACUACGACAAGGCGCUCUCCUCCAAGAUCUCUUACAACGACUUCCUGCGUGCCUUCCUGCAGUAGCCCCUCCCUCAGCCCUGGUGGGACACCCCUGCCGAGGGGUUUCAGAGACCUCUGGCAAUGAGCCCGGAGACCAGGAGACCCAGGAGCACCUGCAAGUCCUACCUUGGCAGGCUCCAGCACCGGUUUUCCCCAGCUCCUGCAGGUGGCUGUGGGCAGCCCCCACCUGCAAUGCAGGCCCCUCACUCGUUCUGAGCAAAUAAAAUGGUCUUUGUCGCAA